This is a messenger RNA of Lactuca virosa, 940 nucleotides long. The record is from the annotation of a GenBank genome assembly. Lineage: Eukaryota; Viridiplantae; Streptophyta; Magnoliopsida; Asterales; Asteraceae.
GUUACCUCUCUACUUCUGUACGUUCAUGUGCUCUCAAAUAUUUUAUAUGCUUUUGUUCCUUCCCAACACAGUUUGAUCUUGAAGUAUUCUACCGCUGCUUUCUUGUCUCAAAGUCAUGGAAGAUCAAGCUCAAACUCAAGUUCCAACCCCUAGUAGUCCAAGAAGCCAAUGUCUUGAAAGAAAUGAACCAGUUAGGUCAAGAUGGACACCUAAGCCUGAACAAAUCCUUAUACUCGAGUCAAUUUUCAACAGCGGAAUGGUUAAUCCUCCCAAGGAAGAAACAGUCAAGAUAAGGAAGCUGCUUGAGAAAUUCGGUUCUGUUGGCGACGCCAAUGUUUUCUACUGGUUUCAGAACCGCCGUUCCAGAUCUCGCAGGCGGCAACGUCAGAUUCAAGCUAGCCUUGUAAGCAGCGGCGCCUCGCUAGAACAACACCAACAGCAACAAUUACCAAUGCUUACGAGAUGUGUGAGUGGUGGUGGUGGUGCAAUUGAGUACCAAGAUACUGCUUACACCACUCCCACUCCUGUGUUUCAUAUCCAACAACCUAGUUUCUUCUCACUCGCCGUUUCUUCUUCUUUGUCUUCUUCUCCUUCUUCUUCUUCCUCAUCACGGCUUGGUGGUUCAGACGAGAUUUAUUCCCUUUCUGGCCAAUCCUCUAGUUUCCAUGAGCAGAACACUCCCAUGCCUUCAAGUUUCCAGCAAUUAGAUACUUCUAAAGUUCAUUAUGAAUUUGGUUUAGGAGUGAUGAUCACUGUAUUCAUCAAUGGAGUACCAACGGAGGUGGAAAGUGGGCCUGUUAACAUGAAAGCUAUGUUCGGUGAAGAUAAUUUGAUGCUUGUCCACUCGUCUGGUGUGGCCUUGCCUCUGGAUGAGUUUGGGGUUUUGGUGCCUGGGUUGCAGCAUGGUGAAAGCUACUUCUUGGUAAGCAAACUUUGUUGA